Molecule: messenger RNA, 6108 nt
Organism: Capronia coronata CBS 617.96
Lineage: Eukaryota; Fungi; Ascomycota; Eurotiomycetes; Chaetothyriales; Herpotrichiellaceae
Exons: 2
Coding region: 1-6108 (2035 amino acids)
Biological process (GO): regulation of transcription by RNA polymerase II
Cellular component (GO): Set3 complex
Source: RefSeq, a predicted model, not a curated record
AUGUCGUCGAGAUAUCCUCCUCCAGCCAGGGAUCGCUCUCCGCCUCGAUAUGAUCGCAGACCUUCCACUACCUACAGCUCGCUAGGUUCUUCCUACAGGGGUCAAGCAGAUCUCGUCUCGCCCUCAUCAGAUCGGCCCCCUCCUCGCGGUCCGAAAGCCGAGUUUCGCGGGGGUGCUGGCGGCGGUGGGAGUGGGGCCUUUCCCUAUUCUUUUGCAUCCCGUGGACGCGGAGGUCUCCCUGCUCGCAAUGCUGACACGUGGGAUCGCGAUCGGGACCGUGAUCGUGAUCGUGAUGCCCGUCCAGGACCACCAUCCUAUCGAGGCCGAGAUGCUGACGACCGAGUGGAUUGGCCCAGGCGCGACCGCGAUUUAACUUCUGCAAGGGAUGGCAGACCCUAUGCCGGUAGAGAUCGGUCUGCCUCACCCCUCCGUCCGCGGAGGGAUUCUCGCGAAUCUAUCCCCUCCACGUUUGUUCGGCAAUCAGAGUCGGCAUCUUCGUACUACGCUCCAGCAGCACGAGGUGGCUUAGGGCGUGGAAGGGGAAGGGGUGAUUGGGAUAGGGGUAGAGGAAGAAAUUCCUUUGUUGGAGACAGAGAUCGUGACCUCUUCCAUCCCCGUAGUCGGUCCAGAGACGGUUGGCGGGAGCGUGACUUCGACCGAGGCCGCCCGCUUCCUUCAGAUGGCGAUCGUGCAGACCGCUACGACCGCCGAGAGUAUGAUCGUAGCAGAGAGCGCGAUUCGAGAGGCCGUGAUCACGAUCUCUGGCCAAGAGAGCAGUCACCCGGCAAGAGCUCUGUGGGCACAUCCAGUGGGAUUACCACCAUCCCCGCCGCCGCUGUCGCUGAUCGGCCCGGAAGGCCUGUCAUUGACGUCGCUCGAAGACCUUCGGCUGCUCCAACCCCUACGGGCUCUAUGCGCGAGGGGCGGCGCGACGAGGAGCAAGCCGACUAUUUUGGCGGACCCAGGACGGAUCCAUCUCGACGUGAACCCGCCCAGACUAUACAACAGUCUUCUGCUGUUGCUGCCCUCGACUAUGGUCCUCCGCCCUCUUUGCCUUCUACUACCACAUCUGCGACCGAGAGAGCUGCUCCAGUUAGGCCUCAGGGCCCCAAAGCUGACACCACGACAAGCUCAUCGUCCGUUUUCCAGCCGCCUAGUGGGCCGAAGGCCGCAAGAACGUCUAUCACAGCAACACCGGGCCAAAGUGUAAAGGCUGCACAACACCAUGACUCUUGGCCUCGCCCUGACCCAGUCUCACGUCCUCAUCGACCUAGUCUUACUCCAGUUGCUAGCAAUACCUCGGCUGAGGUGUCUGUCAAGAAAGAUGACUCAAUUGCAGAUCCCAAACCCCCUACAGCUCCGGCUGCAGACCGCGCUAUGCCACCGAACGUCCCGUCUGGCCCUCGAUCGACCACAGCCCCUCCUUACAGACAAAGAUUGUCAUCAACUGAACCAAUCGGUUCUGCUCUUGCUCCUACUGUCUCACGAGAAUCUGCCAAAUCCUCAAUACCAGAUGUGAGGACCCCUGCAAUACCAACCGGACCCCGUCUCGACAGAGAAACGGCUAGACCGCUACCAGGGACUGGUUCAAAGAUUUGGGUUUCCCCAGAAUAUAAACCCAAGCCAUCAGCAAUAAACGCGUCAAACAAGCCCUAUCAGCCCGAAGCGCGCGAUAGGUCAGUCACUAUUCCUACAGGUCCGAGGCAGCAGACUGCAUUCCACAGUGCUGCAGAGAAGGUGAAAGGACCAUUGACUUCUCUUGGUCCUAUUCCAUCGGCACCUUCAGGGCCCAAAGGCCUAUUAUCAACAAGUCCUCCACCCCGGGAAGCGAAACCUACUUCACCCUCUCCCAAAGAGUCUGUCAGCCAAGAGCAGCAGCCAGCUGAUGUGGAGAUGUCGGUGCCUGCAUCAAGCGAGGACGAAGAUGAGGCAGAGGACGACUCAUUUGAUGAAGAGUACUAUGCAGAAUUGGAAGAAAGAUUCCGACAAGAGAUGGCUGUGCUUGAGGCUCGAAUGCCUCCUCCGCUACUACAAGACGAGGCCAUCGUGGCUCUCCUUAUCAAAUUGCAGUUCCUUGAGAUGGUUUUGAAGGAGGCUGUGACACGUCCACCUUCACCACCUGUGGCUGCCACCAAACAAGAGGAAGAAGAAGGAAUACUGGCGCCUGUUGGUAUCUCUGCCGGUCUUCCGUCACCAGACCGUGCUUCACAGGAAGACGAAGCUAGGUUGGACCAUGAGGAAGAACAGCGCCCUUAUCCUAAAGGGAGACCGCUCAAGCAGCCACACGUGAACCCCAUCCCCACCCCACCAAUCGAAGACCUACCGUACUUGAGGGUAGGCCCACCUCAAAGAAUUGUAUUCGAAGAAUCGGACGACGAAGUUGAACAUGAGGCCAUCUCGAUUCUUCUGCAACAAGAAUUUGAACGAAGCGCCUGGGACUGGAGGAGCGACCUUGAGGACAUGCAUGCUGAAUUUCGGCGGAAGUACUCUUUGUGGAAACAGGGGGUUAUUCACCUAGAACAAGAGAGACGCGAGCUGCAGGCUAGCCCAGCCCCGGCCUCCCCUGCACCGUCCGCUACAGCAUCAGUCACUCCUUCAUUAACCCACGAGCGUACUCGAGGAGCUAGGAAUACUACAGAGGCAGAUCUCCAGGCUGCCAUCCUCAUGUCGCAACAGUCACUGAAAGAAGAGGAGGAAAGAAGAGAGCGAGAAGCCAACUCCAGCUCUCUGCCGAAUUACGAUCUGGAGGCUGUCAUCCCUCCCAUGAUGAAACCUGCGGACAUUGAGCUAUCCAGGUUUGAGGACACGAAUGGCCUGAUACCGGCAGAACUUGCCUUGGAUGUGUUUCGUUACCUCCCCCCAGAGGAUGACUUCAACGAAGAAGAGCAGACCCUCUUCAUUGCAGCGUACUGCCAGUACCCGAAGAAAUGGGGGAAGAUUGCCGAGUCUAUCCCGGGAAGGACGUAUCAGGAUUGCAUUGUUCAUUACUACCUAACCAAGACCCAAGCGCGCUACAAAGACCUUUGGAGGCGAUCUCAACCCAGGAAGAAGCGCGGUAGGGCCGCGACGAAACCCCGGUCGACAGCCCUCAUGUCGGAACUAGACUACCGCAACGAUCCAGACGCGGCGCCCGUUGCCGUUACGGAUAGUGGGAGGCCACGACGAGCAGCCGCGCCCACGUUUGGAGACGCUGCCAGCGAAGCUGAUUCCUCAACUCCCGCACCGCAAUCCAGGAAACCCACCGCCGCUGGAAAGGAUGGCAGUGCAGAACCAGGACCGACGAAGACAACGCGCGGGCGCAAGGCCGGCAUUGCUACCAGAAACCGUAGAACCAAAGCACAGAUACAAGCUGACCAGCAAGCUCUACUUCUGAAUGCUGCUGAGGGUUCGGCGGGCAAGCCUCCCGCUGCCGCGAAGGCGGAGAAAGUCCGGGCCAUUAUUACCGCGGAAAAUGUUCCCAUCAGACAGGAGCCGGCGCCUGUUUCCCAACUACAGCGCACAGCCGAGGUUGGAGUGCCACAAUAUCCUGCCUCUGAUAUGACGCCUAUGACUCCUAUGCCGCCGGUGGUCCAGACCCCGGCGGCAUCUCAAGUGACAAGCUAUUGGUCGGUGCCUGAACAGCAUAAAUUCCCGGUCCUCCUGGCAUAUUUCGGGCACGACUAUGCAGCCAUAGCGGAGUUCAUGAAGACGAAGAGCGUGACUAUGAUCAAGAAUUACUUCCUUCGGCAGUUGAACGAUGGAAAAGACGACUUCGAGAGACUUGCACAGAAGGGUGAUCAGAUGAGGAUGGCUGGCAAUAUACCAGGGCAACCACCAAGUCCAAUCGCUCCGCCGAAACGUCGAUAUGAGGCAACGUCGGCGCUGGCUCCAAUGGGUCGUCAUACAACACAAAUCGAGCAGGCCAUGGCUGACACGGAAACUGCGGUGUCAGCGGUUCAGCAAGGCAUCAUUGAAGACGUGCACCGCAGCACUGUGGAAAGAACCGCAGUGGGUGAGGUAGUCAUGAAGCCUCGCUCCAUCCGAGAAGUCAUAUCUGAAACCCCCAUGUCGGGAGCACCGCUAGCAAAGGCCGAAGAGGUUCCAAGAUUGGCACAUGAUCGCGCAUCCUUAUACGGACCAAAACACUUGCAUGGUCCGAGACCUGGAGUCUUUCAGGAUGACAAUCUCGCCUUUCCUCCUUCACGCCAACCACUCCGGGUAUCGUUGAACGAUAUUCCGGCUCAGAUACACCCUCAGCGUUCUCAAGAUGCUCCUCAACCCGACUUAAGCCAGCCAGCUCCUAUGUCGACUCUUACGCACACUGUCCUCGGACAACGGGAAGCCUUGAACCAACCACAGCAGCGACCGCAAGGUGUUCCGGUCCAGUUAGCCCAGGGUCCGCAUUUGCAAAGCGAUAUUCAUGACCAGCAACAUGUGUUUCGACCGAGCCACAGCCGCACCGGAAGCGCAGCCACUCCAGGUCAUGUAGCUAUGGAGACACCCCAGGAUCUGUCCUCCCUGCGUCGCCCCGAAAAUCAACGUGCCCUGUACGGACCGGGGCCAGCCAUUUCUCCAGCGCCCGCACCGACACCGAUUCCCGCCUCUCAACCUCUACGGGGCGACAUGCCUCAGCCUGCUUCCGCGCCGCCCCCAGCCGACCAUUCCAAACCCACCGGAAAGCGUUCAAAUGUGUUUGGUCUCCUCAAUGACGAUCCGCCCGAUCCUCCGCCAAAACGCCCGUCGCUCGAUGCAGCAAAACGACAGUCCAUGAUUUCACCGCAGGUUGCACCUGUGUCCGCUCCUCAGCCUCUUUUGCAACCGUCCCGCAGUCAGACGGUCCCUGAUGAUCUGUCGGUCACCAGAUCGGUGAGAGGGCCAUAUGGACAUGGCGGUCUUUCCCAGACUGCAGCUGCUCAACAAGCAAGUCAGGAGUAUCCGAGUGGGUUCUCCGCCACACCAGUUAGUGCGCCGAGUAACGAGUCUUGGAUGGACCGGUUCGACCCGCGGACUCAAGGUGGUCCCGCUGAACAACGAACUCACCAUCAAUCUCCUGGCCCAGGACACUACUCUUUGGUUCCUCCGAGAAGUGAGGCGCCCUUGGGUCCGGUGCGAGGUGAGACUCCUAGAAGUCUAGAACGUGCUGCACUGGACCACCGACGGUCACUCUUGGGGCAAAUCAACCAGAUGCCACAUGCACCCUCGCCACCGCCUCAACAGCCUUCACAACCGGGGCAGCAAUAUCGGUCGACCUCGGGCUCGUCGCAGCACUCCCGGGUCACAUCCCUUGGAUAUCCCAAUGCUCCCUCCGCGCAGAGCACUACCCCUUCGAUAGGACUACAGCAGGCGGUACCCGGCCAUGCACAAUCGGUAAGCGCUACGCUUGGACCGGGUCUUCACCAAAGAGGGCCCUCGUCCCUUGAUUACCAACCCCGUCUGACGAUUCAACAACACAUGGCGCAACAGAGCCAGCAAAAGCAGGAGCAACAGCGGGAGCAUGAAAGACAGCUACAUCGACAUCGAGAACUGGAGAUGGCCCAGCGCGAUCGAGAUCGAGAUCGGGACCGCGAGCAGCAGCAGCAGCAGCUGAGGCGAGAUGUCUACGGUAUCGAACAGCACCCUUCGCUAGCGGUGUCGCGCCAGAAUCAAAUGGGUUCUGCAGCUAAUCAGGGACAUAUGGCAUUCGCGCAGCGCGAGAUUCCCCGAACCUUCACACCACCACAUGCGCACACUCAUUCUCAUUCACAUUACACAGGCCCCGGUCCUGGAAGCCUGGGUACCCCACUGACUCACCAGCACCAACAUCAUCAACACCUGCAGCAGCAGCAGCAGCAACAGCAACAGCAACAGCAACAGCAACAGCAACAGCAACAGCAACAGCAACAACACCUUCACCAACCUCAACAUCAGCCUCGACACCAGCACCAGCCUCCGUAUCAGGGUCAGGUUCAGGGUGGAGCGGCUCCACCACCCUCUCAUCAGGCGCCGAGCACGACCCAGCCACCACAGCAUCCGCUGCAACAUGUUCAUCUCCAACAACAGCCACAGCCUCGUGGUCUACAUCCUGGAGCUGCAGGGCAUUUCCGUGCCUUGAGCCAAGGUGGAGAGCCGAGGCGGGAAGAUAGACGCUGA